Molecule: messenger RNA, 2819 nt
Organism: Mercenaria mercenaria
Lineage: Eukaryota; Metazoa; Mollusca; Bivalvia; Venerida; Veneridae
Product: sodium channel and clathrin linker 1-like
Exons: 17
Biological process (GO): centrosome cycle; cilium assembly; clustering of voltage-gated sodium channels
Cellular component (GO): centrosome; centriole
Source: RefSeq, a predicted model, not a curated record
CAUUUACAGGGUGAUGAGGAAGUCUUACAAAACCUACAGAUGCAAAUAGAGUCAGUUGUUCAGGAGAAGGAAGCAGCAGUUGAGAGAUGGCAUGAGGCUGAACAAGAGAUAGAUAGAUUACAACACCAGCUGCAGGAAGAGAAAAACAGUCAUCAGUGGGGUGUUAUAGAACAACAGGCACAGCAGAUGCAGUCAGAGUACUUUGAGACAGUGAACCUUUUAAAUAGGGAACUUGAACAAGUACAGACUGAAUUAAGACAAACAAGACAAGAAUUAGAAACUUCCAGUCUUCAGGUGAAGGAUUUGAGAAGAACAAACAAAGAAUUAGAGCAGCAACUCAGUUGGAAGGACCAAGAAGUUGCGGAGGUUAUAUUUAAAGAAGGCAUCACAGAUAGCAAAGUGAAUGAACUCAAACGUAUCAUGGAUGAUAGGAAAAGAAGAAUUUCAGGUUUAGAGUCUGAAGUCGAAGAGUUUAGGAGAGAAAAACAGGCACUGGAAGUGAGAAUAACAGAAAUGCAGAAAAGAAGUUCAGAUGUUGGAAACAGAGAGAUGGAGGCUGUAGAUCAGAUGAGAGAAGCUGUACAGAUGGUUGAAACUGCAGCACUAGAAAAAGAACAGGCUGAAGUAUCUCUCCAGCAGAAAGAUGAAGAGUUAGAACAGCUGAGAGAAGUUAUAAAUAAGCUUAUUAAUGAAGCAGGUGCUAGAACAAGGCAAGAGGUUGAUCAAGUACGUGCUCAGUGUAAUGACAGGAUACAGAAGUUAACGGAGGAGGUGCAUGCCUUAGAGAUGGACAAUUCAGAAAAACAAGACAGUCUGGAGAAAGCCAUUAGAGAGAAAAGAGCUGCAGAAUCAGAACUUGAAAAAGUAUAUAAAGAAGGAGUAAACCAGAUGAACAAGGAUCAAGGAAGUUUUGAGAACAUGAACAAGCGUGCUAUAAAUGCUGAGAGGUCCAGAGAUGAUGCUAAUCUGUUAGUGGAAACUUUACAACAUAAACUGAAGAGAGAGGAAAUGAAUGCUCAGCAAUUGAAAGACCAACUAGAAGGUCAGCUGAACAACUACAGAGAGAGAAUGUCAAGUUUGCAGCAAGAGUUUGAGAACGUCAAUGAUGACCGUGUAAGAUUGUUGGAUGAAAUUGAUGAUAUGAAGAAAAAACUACAAUCAGCUCAACAGGAGAAAGAAGCUGCUCAAAGAAAGUACCAGAAAGAGAUUACAAUUUAUGAACAAGAGAAUAACAUGAAGCUUCGGGAAUUUGAAGUUAAAUUACAGUCUACCGAAGACGUCAAUAGACACUCUAUGUCAGAGCUUCGUAAACUGUUGAAUGGUCAACAAAGAAUGUGUGCGAGAUGGAAGGAAGAAUGUACAAGUAUAGCACAGAAGUAUGAAGCCAAAGUAACAGAUCUUAGGUCAGAGAUUACACAACUGAAGAAGAGGAAUCAUGAAGUCACAAAAUUACUCAAAGAUAGUCAAGAAAAAACUUUACAGGCUGAGAAGAUGAUACAGGACUAUACAAGAGGUAUACAGAGAAUGGAGCAGAGGAUGAGAGAUUCUGAAAGUAGGGCAGCUGAUGCCUCUAAACAGUUAUCAAGACAUAUUCUCAGGGGGAAACAGAUGGAGAGUGAAAGAAGGAGUUUAUCUCAAGAAUUAAAACGCAGUCAGAUGGAGGCAUCAACUAAAUCUGUUAGAAGUCACCCAGAUGAUUUACAUAUCGCAGAUUUAGUGGCAAGUCACGGUUCGAUGAAUGGAUCAGUCAGGAGGAAAGGAGAGCUAGACCAAUUCAUUGAGGAUAGAUGAUAGCAUGCUUAUUAUAGAUUUUUUAUAAGACACCUUAUCAUAACUCAUGCCAGUUUUCCUUUUUUUUGUCAUUUAUUUUGUUAUUUCAUUGUUUUAUUGUGUAUGCAAUGAAAGAAUGACAGUUACAUGCGCAAUAUGCCAAUAACUGAGUAACUGUUUGCAUAAAAAUGUAGAUGGUAUGAAAACAUUUGCAUUUGUUUCUUAGUAUGGAGCAAUAGUAAUCACAAAGCCCGUCCAGUAAACUCGUUAGCGGAAAAAAUUUUGUUCUCCAUGAUGGAUGGAUUGAGAAAGCAAAAUGUCAAAGGUCAGUUGUUCUCCAACUCUGAUUUAAUUUGGGAAUAUGGUAUCAGUUACUUGCCAAGGACUGCUCUAUACUGGUAAUUCAGGAACACUUGUAAGCAAUACCAGAGUGUGUAACUAAACAAUUUUUGAAAAGGAAAAGCAAAACAAAGUUGAUGCAGCUGCAGACUUGACAAGUUAAGUAAUUCAUAGGAAAAUUGUGAAUUCGUGAUACCUUUUAUUUUUGUGUACAUUUUCAGCUGUUGCAUAGACUGUUAGAAUAUCAGCCACAUUGUGAACAAUUAUAUUUUUAGUAAUUUCCAUAAUCUGGACAUUUGAUAGAUGUCAUUUCCCUGUAAACAUAUUUCCAAUUCCUUAGCAUUUAUUCAAAUUCAAUAAUAGGGUUGUUAACGGGCAAAUAUUUGAUGGAACUAAAGAGUAUCUGAAACUCCGUCCAGAACAUUGCUUUAAUUUUUAUCAGUCUAUUUUCCAUGGACUGACUAGGUACCCUAAGAAGUUUUUUUUAUAUGUAGAUCUGUUUAUUUUUUCCCACGUGACUGUGAUAUAUAACCCAUUUAUAAAACUUUUUCUAUUUUGUUUCAUUUGAUAUCAGUCGAACUGUUUCCAGUGUGUUUUGUGUCCACUGUUUGCACGACUUGCCAUUCAGAAAUGUAACAUUUUAACUUUAUAAGACAUGUACUGUACUUCAUUUAUACCACAGGGAUUGUCAGUUUUUAAUAUAAUAUUGU